Messenger RNA from Telopea speciosissima, 486 nucleotides. RefSeq lists its product as uncharacterized. The transcript is spliced from 2 exons. The record is from RefSeq and is a predicted model, not a curated record. Lineage: Eukaryota; Viridiplantae; Streptophyta; Magnoliopsida; Proteales; Proteaceae. The coding region runs from base 1 to 486 and encodes 161 amino acids.
AUGGAGAAGUUCAAGAAACUCCACCCUCCGUCUUUCUCUAAAGUGGAAUCAGAUUCACUACAGCCUAAGAGGUGGAUUAGUGCCCUGGAGAAGGCUUUUGAAGUGCUAGAAUCCGCGGCAUGGUGGAAAUCAGCUCGGCCAAAUCUCGAGGCAACUCAUCCUGACCCAACAUGGGACCAGUUCAAAGAAGUGUUCUUCAAGAAUUACUUCCCUGAGAGCCUCAAAGAUAGAAAGGAAGCAGAGUUCUCUGUUCUUACACAAGGAUCAAAGACAGUACUGGAAUACCAGCAACGGUUUGAAGACCUGCUCCAUUUUGCACCAGAUCACCUGAGGAAUGAGGUAAGCAAGACCAAGAAGUUUGAGAAAGGACUCAAACCUGAAAUUGGUGCUAUGUUGUCAAUCAUGGAGAUUGAAACCUAUGCUCGGAUGGUUGAUAAGGCUAAGACCGUUGAAGACAGACUGAAGGAAAAGGCGACUGCAUCGUAA